GUAGAGAACAACUCUGAGUGUGACGAGAGUACCAGAGGAUCACACGCCCUCUCAUCCAAAACUCUUGUGUCUUGGAUCAUUGUACACCGCACACUCACAUCAGGGCCGGAAAAUAAUUUUCACGCGUUUUUAUUUUUUGAAUUUUGACUUUUCAUAAAACAACAAAUAAAGAGAGGGCUGGUGAUUAAAUGAGAUCUUGAUAAAAAUUACGAGAAAAAAGUGAAUUUUGUUAUUGAUUUACGAGAGAUAGAUAUUAUCGAAAAGUUUGGUUAUUUUAUUGGAGAGUAAAACCCGUGGUACGAGCGCCGAGAGAAGAGAACAGCUGAAUAGUACGACUGGUGCUCUGAGUUAUCGACCACGUUUGGCAGCUUCGAUGGAAGCUGCGUCGAGGCCGCGAUUCGCUCGGUGAGGACCCGGGGGUUGCAACGACUUAAGAGCACCCUCUCUGGAGAGGGUGAACAGUCUUUCGCUGCCUCCCGAUUCUCACUCUGUGUGCAGUUACACUCACUCAUUAUUAUCAACGAGUCCUCGUGCUCAGUCUCUCGUCCAGUGGUGUUUGAUUCGCUGUUUCACGGCGGAAUCUACUCCUCAGUUUCUGUACAGUUUAUUUACUUUUUUUUUAAAACGUUAUCUAGAUCAAAAAUAUAUAUCAAUUUUUGAAUAUUUGGCGGGAAAUUAUAGUGACGUGUUAAAUAAUAAAUACUUUAAUUUAAUUGUUAAAAAAGUAUAUUUAUUUAUAAAAUAAAAUAUAUUUUAAAUAUCAAGUCAAGGUGCUCGAAAAUAGACAGUUGUUUAAAAUAAAUAUUAAAAGUGAUAUUGUCAAAAAUUAUAGUUAUGGAGAAAAUUAGAUUCAAGUGUUGAAAAUAUUUAUUGGGGAGACGACUCCCCGUUUUUUUGAUUUUAUAAAAAUAUAAUAAAAAGAUUUAAGUAUAAUCAAAAGACAGGUCAAAAAUAUAUAACUCAAGAUCAAAAUAAUAUAAUAAUAUAUAAAAUAAAUAAGUUAUUUAUUUUAUAAGUUAAAAUUUUAAAUUUUAUUCGAGUUACUAAAAAAAGAGACUAAACCAUGAGUGGGGGAUCUCCAAAAACUUCGCCGGCUAAUCUGGAGUCCGGCGAUGGCGGUACCGCUGGGGAUGGCGAGCCCAUUGUCGGGGGUGGCAAUUCCGAGAAAAAGCCUGGAUAUGAGACUAACCUUUACUUGUACAGCGAAGACCUGGACAAUCGACCCCGUAUUACCACUUUACUCAAUAAUUUGGCGAGCUACAGCAACACGAUCCCCGUUGCCACUGACCCUGAUGCUAAAUCACCGCCACCUGCUGGUGCUCCUGGUGGUGCACGUAUGGGUACACUUGUCGGUGUAUUCUUACCUUGUAUCCAGAAUAUCUUCGGUGUCAUUCUCUUUAUCCGUCUCACGUGGGUCGUUGGUACUGCUGGAGCUAUUCAGGGAUUUCUUAUCGUCCUUUGCUGUUGCUCUGUCACCAUGUUGACAGCAAUAAGUAUGAGUGCCAUAGCAACAAAUGGUGUUGUACCAGCUGGUGGUUCAUAUUUCAUGAUAUCAAGAAGUCUCGGUCCAGAAUUUGGUGGUGCCGUUGGAAUGUUAUUUUAUACGGGCACGACUUUAGCUGCCGCUAUGUACAUUAUUGGAGCUGUUGAAAUUGUUUUAACAUACAUGGCACCCUCGAUGAGUAUCUUCGGAGACUUUACCAAGGACCCGAAUAUAAUGUAUAACAAUUUCCGUGUUUACGGUACUGGGUUAUUACUGGUGAUGGGUACUAUCGUAUUUAUCGGUGUUAAAUUUGUCAACAAGUUUGCUGGAGUCGCACUUGCCUGUGUCAUCUUUUCUAUCAUCGCAGUAUACGUUGGACUCUUUACUAAUAUCAACGGCAGUGAAGCUCUCAAGAUCUGCGUGCUGGGUAAACGAUUGCUCAAAGAUAUUCCCAUAACAGCGUGUUAUAAAAAUGAAUCUGGGGAGCUUCACGAUAUCUUCUGUAAUAAAACGACCCAAGUGUGUGAUGACUAUUAUAACAGCCAUAAUGUAUCUAUUAUAAAUGGUAUCAAAGGACUUGCUAGUGGUGUUUUUCUAGAAAACUUAUGGGGUAGUUUUCAAGAAGAAGGUCAGUACGUCGCCUAUGGAGCCGACCCAGUAGAUACUGACAGAAUGACACCAACGACAUUCAAUUUCGUACCAACAGAUUUAACAACUGCAUUUACUAUUCUCAUUGGUAUCUUCUUUCCUUCUGUAACAGGUAUAAUGGCUGGUUCAAACCGUUCUGGAGAUUUAGCCGACGCCCAAAAAUCAAUUCCCAUUGGUACAAUUUGCGCGAUAUUAACAACCUCAACAGUGUAUCUAUCAACCGUAUUGCUAUUCGCGGGUACAGUUGACAAUUUACUGCUACGUGAUAAGUUCGGACAGAGUAUCGGUGGUAAAUUAGUUGUAGCAAAUAUAGCCUGGCCAAAUCAAUGGGUGAUCCUUAUUGGUUCAUUUUUAUCGACCCUCGGCGCUGGAUUGCAAUCAUUAACUGGAGCACCCCGUUUGCUUCAAGCCAUCGCGAAAGACGAAAUAAUACCAUUUUUGACACCAUUUGCCGUAUCAUCGAGCCGCGGUGAACCAACUCGUGCACUUUUGCUGACAAUUGUUAUUUGCCAAUGUGGAAUACUUUUGGGUAACGUUGAUUACCUGGCUCCAUUGUUGUCAAUGUUCUUCCUGAUGUGUUACGGGUUUGUUAACUUGGCAUGUGCACUCCAAACACUAUUGAAAACACCAAACUGGCGACCACGUUUCAAAUAUUACCACUGGAGUCUGUCGUUCAUUGGCCUGUCACUUUGCAUCGCUAUUAUGUUUAUGACCAGCUGGUACUACGCACUCUUGGCAAUGGGAAUGGCAGGUCUUAUCUACAAAUAUAUUGAGUACCGUGGCGCUGAAAAGGAAUGGGGUGACGGAAUACGUGGUCUCGCAUUAUCAGCAGCAAGAUAUUCGCUCCUUAAAUUAGAGGAAGGUCCACCUCACACCAAAAACUGGCGCCCGCAAAUUCUCAUUCUCGUAAAACUGACAGACUCACUGGUACCGAAAUAUCGUAAAUUAUUUGCAUUUGCAAGUCAAUUGAAGGCCGGACGUGGACUAACCAUUUGCGUCAGCUGUAUACCAGGGGACUAUACUAAAAAUUCGGGUGAAGCAUUGGCGGCUAAACAGAAUUUACGUAGAAUUGCUGAUGAAGAAAAAGUAAAGGGUUUUGUCGAAGCAUUGGUUGCUAGAAAUACAAUCGACGGUAUUAGUGCGCUGAUACAGACAACUGGUUUGGGUGGAAUGAAACCCAAUACUGUGAUACUUGGUUGGCCAUACGGGUGGCGUCAGUCCGAGGACGAAAAUACUUGGCGUGUAUUUAUACAAUCUGUGCGCAAUGUAACCACGUCACGCAUGGCUUUACUGGUACCCAAGGGUAUUAACUUUUUCCCGGAUUCGACGGAAAAAGUUGUCGGUUAUAUUGAUGUCUGGUGGGUUGUACACGACGGUGGAUUGCUUAUGCUGUUGCCUUUCUUACUUAAACAACACCGCACAUGGAAGAACUGCAAAAUGCGUAUUUUCACGGUUGCACAGAUGGAGGAUAAUUCUAUACAAAUGAAAAAAGAUCUCAAAAAGUUAUUGUACAAUCUUCGUAUCGAUGGUGAAAUUGAAAUUGUGGAAAUGAUGGACUCAGAUAUUUCAGCGUACACAGUUGAGCGGACACUAGUGAUGGAGCAGAGAAAUCAAAUGCUACGCGAGUUGCAGUUAAACAAAAAAGAGUCACAAGGAUUGGUGCCGACAUUGGUGGAAUUCAACGAGGUACACACCGAAGAAAAGUUACCUCUGGUGCAAGCUGUUGUCGACCAUCACCAUAUUGAUGUUAAGACCGCGACUAAGGUGAGAUUCCAGGAGCCAAACUCACAGCAGCCUAAUGGAAUUGAUGAGGCGCAGGAAAAAUCAGCGACACAGGACUCUGCUGAUGCUGUUGAGAGCAACGAAAAAGUUGAAGAUGCUGCAGACAAUAAAUCAGCGAGUGCUGGAUCACCUAAACCGGACGCUAAAGAAAAAAGUGAUAAAGAAACUAAGGAAAAUGAUACAUCUGGAUCGGCAACUAAAAAACCCAACACUCCAGACCAAGAUGACGUGAGACGCAUGCACACUGCUGUUAAAUUGAAUGAAAUAAUAGUUAACAAGAGUCAUGACGCUCAAUUGGUUAUUCUGAAUUUACCUGGUCCACCAAAAGACACGAGAAUUGAACGAGAAGCCAAUUACAUGGAGUUCCUUGAAGUAUUGACUGAGAGCCUGGAAAAAGUAUUAAUGGUGCACGGUGCAGGCCGUGAAGUAAUCACAAUGUACUCGUGAAGUGAACUGGCAGUAAUAAAUAAUAAUACCAAGCAUCAACACCACUUCUGCGACAAUUACCACCACCACGACGUCAUUCACACUCUUAUUUAUUUCAGAUCUAUCAAUAAGAACUGGAUGUCGCAUAUUAAUAAUAUCGUGCCAUCGUGCGCGGCAUAACUCGCGUUUUUGCUGCGUCUCUAUCAUAUAAAAAUUUAAUUAACUAACUAAUAAUCUACGGAUUGCGUUUGUUUCUUACUUUGAAUAGACUCUUACUACAUAGCUCGAGGUAUACAUUAAGUAAAUAAAUAAAUAAAAUAACAAUGAUCGCACGAGGACGAGUUGGAGAUUCCAUUGAAGCGGACUUACCUUCUGGUCUCGUGACGUCCGGGUUUUUGACAACUUAUCGAUGCCAAAGUUACGUGCCAAUAGAUAAGUUUACUUUCGCUGGAUUCUAAGGGACGUUAAUAAAAUUAAUUAUAAAUUUAACAAUCUACAUAAAUAUAUUAAGUAUUAAAAAAAUAUUCAUAAAUUUAAAUUCAAAUGGUAGGUACGCACUCUUUGUUAGACGUCACGAGUAACUUGCUCCUUUAAUCGAGUAUAAAUUUCGCUAAUAGAUAUACCGUCGCUGGUUUUCAUUAUCAACUUAAAAAUUCAAAUUUAAAUUCAAAAAAAAAAAUUGAAUCCGAGUUCCGCAAACUAGUCCUUCGUAAAAAAAAAAAAUAAGACACUAUUUAAAAACGUAAUUCUUAAUAUAUCUCAUUGAAACGUAAAUCAAAAUUUCAAAAUAUAUAAAAAUUUUAAUUGCGGUUAAAGUCGAAGUAUUUAUGAAAAAUCACUGCCAGUAAUAAUUUCUAAAUACUUCGGCAUUUUAUUGACGAUUAAAAUUUUUUUAAAAAAUGUUAUAGGCUCAUUUUUCUACAUGCAUUGUCGUUAGACAGUUAGAUGUGUAAUGUCACUGCUUGUUAGAUAAUUAAAAAAAAAAUAAUAAUAAUAAUUAAUUGAUUAAUGUAAAUUUAGGAAGCUAGACUUAAAUAAUAGCAACUUUAUUUUAUUUAAAUGUCAAAAUUAAAUAUUUAAAAAAAAAAAGAUAAAAAAACAUUAAUUUUAAUUAAAUUCGUGACUGAUUAAUAACUUUUAUUUGGACUUUGUACUUUUAAAUCUCAGAUCUCGCGUUUAUAUUUAUAUUAUAAAUAUAUAAAUAUAUGAUACUUAACAAUACUGUCCAAGGCCUAUCGGUCAAAACGAGACGAAGUAUCGUUAGCACCAAAAAAAUAAA
Molecule: messenger RNA, 5618 nt
Organism: Microplitis mediator
Lineage: Eukaryota; Metazoa; Arthropoda; Insecta; Hymenoptera; Braconidae
Gene: kcc
Product: solute carrier family 12 member 6
Exons: 13
Coding region: 1064-4360 (1098 amino acids)
Biological process (GO): chloride transmembrane transport; potassium ion import across plasma membrane; chemical synaptic transmission
Cellular component (GO): membrane
Molecular function (GO): potassium:chloride symporter activity
Source: RefSeq, a predicted model, not a curated record